Messenger RNA from Hemicordylus capensis (graceful crag lizard), 3342 nucleotides. RefSeq names its product coiled-coil domain containing 177 (gene CCDC177). The transcript is spliced from 2 exons. The coding region runs from base 674 to 2689 and encodes 671 amino acids. Lineage: Eukaryota; Metazoa; Chordata; Lepidosauria; Squamata; Cordylidae. The record is from RefSeq and is a predicted model, not a curated record.
CGGAGCGAAGGGAUGCUCAGAAGGGAGAUGGACAAAUACUGAAAAGGCGAUUGCUCAUGAUGCUCAUGGACCACCUCCUCCUCCUCUCAACUAAACACCGAUCCUCAAACGGUGUCGAAGCUGCUACUCAUCACUUAUUCAUGCCCCCCUCCCUCCUUCCUCUCCUCGCCUCAUCUGCGCCUCCCUGGCCCCUUCUGUUAUGGGAAGUGGAGGAGCAAGGGUUGUUCUCCGGUUCCCCAGCCGUCCCCCGCCUCUUCUGUCCCCGGAAAACCAGCGGCUCAUUGGAUUCUAGCAGGAGGAGCUCUGAAGGAGGCGAAGGGAGGGAGCGGAGCUGCAAGCGUGAGGUCGGUCGUGGAAGAGAUGGGAAGCCACUCUCCUCUUCCACCUUCAGCCUAGCCGCUUUAAAAAUGCUUGGGAUUGCACAGCAAAGCCCACAACCGUCUCACGUCCUCCUGGCUCUGGGUAAAGGCUUCGCGGGCUUCGCUGGGGGAGCCAUGGUGAGGCGGCCGCCGCCGCUACUGCUGCUGCAGCUACUUCCAGUAACCUGAUCCAGCCCCAAAGACAUCGGUGUGGUACGUCGGCUUGACGACAGGGUCAGAAAGCCCAGGCAGGGAGCCGUCGCCGCCGACGCCAAAACACACCCAAGCAAAAGUGAUUCUGUAGGAAGCUAGGCAUGGUGGAUCCGGUGGCGGAUACGAGCGAGGAGAAUUGCACGGACUCUGGGGAUGCAGAAGCAGGUGGAGAAGAGGCCCCGGCGGCGGCGGCGGCGGCGGCGACUCCAGCAACAACAGCAGCAGCAGCCUCCCCGGCCGCGGGUGCUGCAGCUCAGCCGCCAGCGGCGCCGCCUGUUGAAGAGUCGGGGAAACUCCGCGAAGAGUCGCCGAUGCUGCACCUGGACCUGUACAACUUCGACUGCCCGGAGGCGGAAGGCAGCCGCUACGUGCUCACCAGCCCUCGCUCGCUGGAAGCCUGCGCCCGCUGCGCCGUCAAACCGGUGGAGCUGCUGCCCAGGUUGCUGAGCGAGCUGGUGAAGGAGGCUCCGGGCAGAUCCAUGCGGGUGGCAGCCGGCCUCUACGAAGUCUACGAGAUGGACCGGCAGAGGAAGCUGCAGCAGUGCAGGGAGGAAAGGGAAAGGAUUAUCCGCGAGGAGAAGAGGCGGCUCUUCACGCCCCUGCUGAUUGGCAGCCUCCCUUCCUCGCCGGCGUCCCGGAUCUCUUUCAAAAGCACGGUGGUCAAUGGGAGCUGCACUCCGGCGGGCCAGCCCAACGCUGGCUGCCCCCCUCCCCACUCAGGCACCAGGACCAAGAAGAGCUACUCCCUGGACUCCUUGCAAAAGAGGAGGGAGGGCUUAUCCACAAAAACCUCCUCCGACUCGGGGGCAUCUUCGUCCUUCAGUGGAGACAGCUUUAGGGACAAAUGGCCCAAGGAGUUGCCCAGCACUAGGACGGUGGCUACCAUGGUGGGCCGAAGUUUCAGCUUGGGGGACCUAUGCCAUUCCCCCCAGACCACCAAGAAAGUGGAGAGGAUAGUCAAGGAGGUGAAGAAGAAGAAAGGCCUCAAGGUGGUGUCGGAGAGGGACCGGAAGAUUGCCGCCCUGAUGAUAGCCAAGCACCAGGAGGAGAGCAUCUUGAAUGAGCAGAGGUACAGCGCCCACCUCCAGUGGGACAUCCAGAGGAGGCAAGCUGAGCAGAGGAGGGAGCAGGAGGAGAAGCAGAAGCAGAGGGCCUUGCUGCAGUGCCAGAGGAUGUGGGAGACCAAGCAGGAGAAGCGGCGUUGCAAGCUGACUCAAGAACAGCAGGAAGCUGCCCUGCUGAGGCAAAAGCAGAAGUUAGAGGGGGAGGAGAAAUGGCAAGAACUGAUGGAGAAGAAGGAGAAAAUUAGAAGAGAGAAGCUGGAGAAGGCCGCCCUUGAAGACAAGCACAAGAAGCGUCACCAAGAGCACAACUUGAAGGCACAGGAGGAGGGCAAGAAAGAGGCCCUUGAACGAGAGGUGCAGCUGCUACAAGAGAAGAUGUCCUUGGCUGCCCAGAAGAAGCUUAGGAAGGAGCAGCUGCUGCUGAGGGAGAAGAAGCUGCUCAACGAAGCCGAGAAGCGGAAACAUGAGGCCACCCUCAAAGACCUGGCCAGGCAGGGGGCUGAGGAAAAGGCCCUGCUAAAGGCUUCCGUGGAAGGGAGCUUGAACAAGGCUCAAGAGAAUUAUGAGCAGCUCAUUGAGAAGAGGAACCAGGAUUUGAGGGAGAAAGCAAGGCGGGAGGAAAUGCAGUUUCAGAGGGUCAGGGUAGCAGCAGGGAGGAGGGAAAGGGAUCAGAAGGAGCACCUGGAGGCCAUGGCCAAAGCUACAGAGAGGAAACUCCAGCAUGCUGCUCAAGUGGCUGAGGAGGUUGUCCAGCAGAAAGCCCGUAAAGUGGUCCAGAGCCGGCUAGAAAAGGAGAAGGUGCAGAAAGUGAACAAGAGGAAGGUAGAGCAGUGUGAAGAUACCCGGCGCAGGGAGAUCCUUCUCUCUAUUGAGAAAAAGCUAGAACGGAGUGAACAGAUUUGUAAGGAGAAGAAAAAUGUCUUGGAAAAUGCUAGGUCUGUUGCUCGGGCAUCGUUCCAUGUCCGGGAAAAGGUACGGGAAGAGAUGAACCUGCGCACCUUUGACAAGAUGGCCAUGGAGGCAGAAUUGCAGGCCAGCCUAGCUAAAAAAUAAAAGGUCUUUCUAUUUCAGGUUAAGCGAGGAUAUAUCUUCUGAUGCCCACUGUCAAAACUUCAUCCCCUUUGUUUUUAUAUAAAAAGACCUUAUUUAUUAUUUGGGGGGAGCACAAAAACUCUGGCAGCUACUUCAUAGACCUUUUUCAACAUGCUUUUGUUAUACAUAUUCAAAUAUCUGUUUCAUCCAUCCCUGAACAGAAAAAAGGAUGUAUCCCAUUCUUUACUGAACAGUUGUGUACAAGCAACAAAGCAGGGGCAAACAUAUUUUAUACAGCUGAGUGCUACAGUAAAAAAAAAAAACUUCCUAAAAAGCCCUUUUCAGUUUUUCCUCCCCAGAUAAUCAAACAGGUUCAUUGUUACAUACCUAAAAAUUAAUGUGGAUGGUGUUCAUUUGGAUCAGGCUGCAGCGUUGCAUGCUGGAACUUGUAGUAUCUUAUACUAUGUGUCCAUAUAUAAGAAGAGUUUUAUUUUAUAGAAUGCGAUAUAGUGUUUGGCCCAUACAGUGCACUUUAUCCAUACUGUUGGAGACACUGAGUCCCAUAACAAAUUAUUUUGACAAAAACACAGGUGAAAUUCAGAUUAGCCCUGAUCACAUGACACAAAUACAAUGUUCAAAAACCCCAAUUAAAAUAAAAUUAUAAACACUUUGAA